CAGGUGGCACCUGCGAUGCACGUAGACGACGACGCCGUGGCAGUGUACGUGUACCGCGGGCGGCAUAUUCUCUCCGUCGAUCGAUCAGACACCGCAACCUCCCGUCGCGUGUCGGAUCUUUUCCUCUCGACAGGCGGUGGGGUCCGCCCCGCCCGCUGCGCGCGGCGGCAGCAUCUCGCCACCCAAUCCGCACCCAAAUCUCGCGUCGGCGUCCCUCGAAAAAGCAGCCGCCGCACGCCACUUCGCGUCUCGGCCAACCGCCGGCGCGGGAGAGCAAGGGUCAAGGGCGGCUCUCAGCUCAGCUCGCGGCCUUCGCCCGAACCCCCUUCCCCGCUGCUCCCCCUACCAUGCGCGUCUCCGACCGCGACGACCUCCCGAGUACCGCGCCCAGCUCCAGCUCCCAGCUCACGUCCCCAGAUGGUGAACCGCGACAAGGCCGGCUGCCCCACGGCCGCGGCCACGCUGCCCCUCGACCGUCUCCUGGCCUCGCUCGCCGCCAACGCGGAGCAGCUGGGGAAGAGGUGGGAGAUCGCCGUCCGCGACCGGAGGGCCAGAGCGGCCGAGCGGAGGAUGGAGGCGGAUGCGGCGCCGCCGGUGCAGCUGCACACGCCGCUCUUCUAUGCCACCUGCGCCCUCGGCGGGGUCCUCAGCACCGGCCUCACCCACCUCGCAGUCACGCCGCUCGACCUCGUCAAGUGCAAUAUGCAGGUUGACCCUAGCAAGUACAGGGACAUCUCGUCUGGCUUCGGUGUGCUGCUCCAAGAGCAAGGUCUUGGUGGGUUCUUCAAAGGCUGGAUGGCCACGCUGGUUGGGUAUAGUAGCCAGGGAGCUUGCAAGUUUGGUUUCUACGAGUACUUCAAGAAGUGUUACUCGGACAUUGCUGGCCCCGAGAAUGCUGACAGGUUGAAGACCGUCAUCUACCUCGCUGCAUCGGCGUCGGCUGAGGUAAUUGCAGAUUUAGCUCUCUGCCCCAUGGAAGCCGUCAAGGUUCGAAUCCAGACCCAGCCGGGAUUCGCUCGAUGCCUAACCGAUGGGCUUCCGAAGCUUGUCCGGUCCGAAGGUGCCUUUGGGCUUUACAAGGGAAUAGUUCCUCUUUGGGGCCGCCAAAUUCCUU
Messenger RNA from Triticum urartu, 1114 nucleotides. NCBI's taxonomy places the organism in Eukaryota, Viridiplantae, Streptophyta, Magnoliopsida, Poales, Poaceae. The record is from RefSeq and is a predicted model, not a curated record.